GGUAUCAGAUCGCAAAAUAUUCAAGAGAUGCUCAGCACAAAAGGCCUUCUGCUUGUUGUCGCUCUGUAUCAUAAUGUCGCAGAGCUUGCUCACGACCAGAUCCGAAGACAGAUUCUGAAGAAUGAACUCCAGACUAGUUUCGGCUUGACGAGAAGAAGCCACCCCUCCUCCACUGGCUGCCAUCUCAACGAUCUUGGGAAUCGCACUGUCCAAUAAGAAGUUUAUAGCAACUGUCUUUUUGCCUUCACGACUUUGCUCUGAAAGUUCCUCCAGCAGUGCCAGGCAUUCGAGUGUCACAGUCUGCUCAGAGUGGAAUAGAUUGGUAAGGAUUGUAUCGCUGAAGUGAGAAAACUUGUUCCAGAAGACUUCACUUGCUGUCUCGUC
Guillardia theta CCMP2712 is the source of this 384-nucleotide messenger RNA. RefSeq lists its product as hypothetical. The record is from RefSeq and is a predicted model, not a curated record. The coding region runs from base 28 to 216 and encodes 62 amino acids. NCBI's taxonomy places the organism in Eukaryota, Cryptophyceae, Pyrenomonadales, Geminigeraceae. The transcript has a single exon.